Molecule: messenger RNA, 2310 nt
Organism: Esox lucius (northern pike)
Lineage: Eukaryota; Metazoa; Chordata; Actinopteri; Esociformes; Esocidae
Gene: capn2a
Product: calpain 2, (m/II) large subunit a
Exons: 21
Coding region: 166-2265 (699 amino acids)
Biological process (GO): proteolysis
Cellular component (GO): cytoplasm
Molecular function (GO): calcium ion binding; calcium-dependent cysteine-type endopeptidase activity
Source: RefSeq, a predicted model, not a curated record
UCAUUUAGGGAUGUUGAUUACAGACCGGUACGUUUGGUGAAGUUCCAAGCCCAGACUUUUUGACUCCGUACAGUACGACUGAAAAUGUACAAACCGUUUGUUCUAUUGUGCUGAUUUGGCUGAAGUCAACUACCCGACCGAGAGAGAAGGAACAGGACUUGCAUAAUGUCUGGCGUGGCAUCAACGUUGGCCAAGAAGAGGGCAUUGGCUGCAGGAUUUGGUACUAAUGCCAACGCGACAAAGUACCUAAAUCAAGACUUCCAAACACUGAGGACCGAGUGUCUGAGUAGGGGUUCGCUAUUCACGGAUCCCACUUUUCCAGCCGCUCCUGAAUCUCUGGGAUUUAGAGAACUCGGCCCAACUUCCUCCAAAACCAGAGGUGUACAAUGGAAGCGACCAGGGGAACUAGUGUCCAAACCAGAGUUCAUCGUUGGCGGAGCCUCCAGAACAGAUAUCUGCCAAGGUGGUCUGGGUGACUGUUGGCUCUUGGCUGCCAUCGCCUCUCUGACCCUCAACGAAGAUGUCAUGGCCCGGGUUGUUCCCACUGGGCAAGGCUUCGGACGCAGCGAAUACGCCGGCAUCUUCCACUUUCAGUUCUGGCAGUUUGGGGAGUGGGUGGACGUGGUCAUAGAUGACCGGCUGCCGACAAAGGACGGAGAGCUGCUGUUUGUCCACUCAGCCGAAGGCUCUGAGUUCUGGAGCGCCCUGCUGGAGAAGGCCUACGCCAAGGUGAAUGGUUGCUAUGAGGCUCUGUCUGGAGGCUCCACCACUGAGGGCUUUGAGGACUUCACAGGAGGGAUUGCGGAGAACUACGAGCUCCGAAAGGCUCCGUCCGACUUGUUUCAGAUCAUCAAGAAAGCCCUGGAAAGUGGAGCUCUGCUUGGCUGCUCCAUUGAUAUCACCAGUCAAGCAGACUCCGAGGCCAUCACCUAUCAGAAGUUGGUGAAGGGACACGCCUACUCUCUGACAGGGGCUACUGAGGUGACCUACCGUGGCCGCAAAGAAAAGCUGGUCAGAGUUCGUAACCCCUGGGGUACGGUGGAGUGGACCGGGGCCUGGAGUGACAGCUCCUCUGAGUGGAACAGCGUGGAUGAGUCAGAGCGUGAAAACGUGAAGGCAGAUGAUGGAGAGUUUUGGAUGUCGUUCACAGACUUUACAAGGAAUUACCAUCGUCUGGAGAUUUGCACUCUGACCCCUGACACCCUGACUGCGGAUGAUGUCAAACAUUGGAGUGUGUCCAACUUUGAUGGUGCCUGGAGGAAAGGGUCCACUGCUGGAGGAUGCAGGAACAAUCCCUACACGUUCUGGAUGAAUCCCCAGUUCAAGAUCAAGUUGGAUGAGGAGGAUGACGACCCGGAUGAUAACGAGGUGGGCUGUAGCUUCGUUGUGGGACUCAUCCAGAAGAACCGGAGACGGAUGAGGAAAGUAGGAGAGGACAUGCUGACCAUCGGGUUCGCCAUCUAUGAGGUGCCCCAGCAGUUCCACGGCCAGACAGAGGUCAAACUGGAUAAGAACUACUUCCUGACUCACGCUCAGAAGGCCCACUCUGAGACCUUCAUCAACCUAAGAGAGGUCAGCACGCGCUUCAAACUGCCCCCAGGAGAAUAUCUCAUUGUGCCCUCCACCUUCGAACCCAACCAGAACGCAGACUUCUGCCUACGAGUGUUCUCUGAAAAACAGCACGAAACUCAACACUGUGAUGAUCCUAUUGAGGCUCACCUAGAUGAUGACACAGUGUCAGAGGAUGAGGUUGAGUCGUCAUUCAGGAGCUUGUUUACAAAGCUAGCUGGAAAUGACAUGGAGAUUUCAGCAGUUGAGCUUCAGAGUAUUUUCAACAAAAUCGUUGCUAAACGGACCGACAUAAAGACGGACGGCUUCAGCAUGGACACCGCCAGAGUCAUGGUCAACCUCAUGGACGACAACGGAAACGGUAAACUGGGCCUGGGUGAGUUUGCUACACUCUGGAAGAAGAUCCAGAAAUACCUGGCCAUCUAUAAGAAGAAUGACAUGGAUGGGUCUGGAACCAUGAGUACCCCUGAGAUGAGGAUGGCCUUAAAGGAAGCAGGGUUCACUCUGAACAACAGCAUCCAUCAGGCCCUGGCAGUGCGCUUCGGAGAGGCGGAUAUGACCAUCGACUUCGAUAACUUUGUGGCCUGUGUAAUGAGGCUCGAGAUGAUGUUCAAAGUCUUCUGGAAGCUUGACAUGGAUAAUUCUGGCAAUAUUGAAUUGGAUUUCUUCCAGUGGUUGUCAUUUGCGAUGAUCUAGAAGACAGCUGCAUGUCAAAUGAAGACCAAAACACCAUCUGUUAAA